Rhododendron vialii is the source of this 1824-nucleotide messenger RNA. Its product is annotated as F-box/LRR-repeat protein 4-like. Lineage: Eukaryota; Viridiplantae; Streptophyta; Magnoliopsida; Ericales; Ericaceae. The coding region runs from base 58 to 1824 and encodes 588 amino acids. Gene Ontology annotation, biological process: SCF-dependent proteasomal ubiquitin-dependent protein catabolic process. Gene Ontology annotation, cellular component: SCF ubiquitin ligase complex. The record is from RefSeq and is a predicted model, not a curated record. The transcript has 2 exons. Gene Ontology annotation, molecular function: protein binding.
UCAUCAAUAUACUGAACAAAGAAGAAUCUUUUCUUAUUCUUCUCAAACUCAUCAACAAUGAAUAAACAAGGACAUGGCCACUUCCCAGAUGAUUGCUGGGAACUUAUAUUCCAAAAACUUAGAGAAGAUGAUGAGCGUCACUUGGGUUCGAUAUCUUUGGUCUCAAAGCGGUUCCUUUCGAUAUCUAAUCGGGUGAAGCUUAGCUUGAAAUAUGUAAACAACGAGACACUCCCUCUACUUCCGAAUCUUCUUCAAAGAUUUCGACACAUUGAAGCCAUAGUCAUCCACAAUAAUCCCCGCAAGGACAUAGACGGACUCGUUGAUCUGAUUUCACGGUCUGGUGUAUUGAAUCUCCAAGCCAUAAGGUUUCGUUGGUGUAUGACGGAACCUCCACGAGAUGGUUUUAAGGCAUUGGCGUUGAAUAAGAAUAUAAAGAACAAUAUGAAGGUAUUGGAUUGCUCUGGAUUUAUCUCUAUCCAAGACAGCGAUUUGGUUUUGAUAGCGGAUUGUUUCCCACGGCUAGAGGAACUCAGGAUUCAUCCGGUUAUGUAUAUAGGCAAUGAUAAGUUUGCGGCACGAAUAACAGAUGAUGGUGUGGAGGCACUGGCAUCAAAGCUUAAGCAGUUGAAGGAGAUUGCGUUGGAAGGUCAUGCUUGUUUCAUUACUGACCAAUCGCUUAUUUCUCUGUCCACAAAUUGUGUGGAACUGAGUAAAAUUAGUAUUUGGCAAAGCGAAAGAGGUCAACAUAAUGUGACUGUUGGCGGCAUUGAUUUUGUGAUGCGGCAUAGUCCCAAUUUGACCUCUCUCUCGCUAGAUUUGUCACCAUUACAACCUUCUGCAUUCUCUUUUUCGAAGGAAAAUGCGUUCACCAAUGCCAAAAAUCUGCAUUCUCUAACUAUGUGUCGACAACUCAUUUCAAGCAAGAAUAUAUGUUUAGUUGCAAAAGCACAUCCUCCAUUAAAGAUGCUCAAGCUCGUUGGCUUUGAGGGCCAGUAUUUUGAAAUCCAUGGCGCAUUAAAAUUGCUUUUGCAGGCAUGUCAGUUGACAUUGGAAGACCUAACCUUAGCAUGUUGGUCCCUCAUAGACACAGGUAUAAGUGAUUUGGCUCAACAUCUCUCUAAUCUUACUUUUAUAGAUCUUCAUGGAUCUUCUAGGUUGACUAGUGCCACCUUUUACACCCUCACGAAAAGUUGUCCUUUACUUCAAAUACUUAAGAUGGCAUAUACAAGAGGACUAGAGAUGAAUUUUUUUUUUUUCCGGAUUAUUUACCGAAAAACUAUCAUAUGCAACACCUUGAUAUCUCCGGGAAUAAAUGUUUUCCCGAAUCUCCAAUUCCUCGAUGUAAGUUAUUGUGAACAACUCACCUUCUUUAGCAUUGAAGAAGUUUUGAGGAGAUGCCCUUUUAUCACACAACUGAAUAUCAACCAUCUCAAGGUUUCAUGUGUUUUUGGGAGAUACUCUGACCACUUUGUAGUGAAUUUGAAGACUUUGAAAGCUCGUGAAACCCAAAUUAAUGACGAAGGAAUGUCAAUGAUUGGAAAUAGGUGUCGAAAUCUCCAACAUUUGGACAUUGGAUGCUGCGAAAACGUGACAGAUAAAGGGGUAAUGGAGGUGGUGAGGAAUUGUGAAAGACUGAGUCAUACAACUUUAGUUGGGUGUACAAAUGUGAGCACCGAUAUUUUACUUCAGAUGGUGUCAUCAAGGCCCUCCCUUGGGAACAUUGAGCCACCAUGCUUUGGUGAUCUCAGUGAAGAGAUGAUAAACGGAGCCCUGUCAUCUGGAUGCCGGCUUGCCGCAAAGUCACCCCACUCUUCUUCGAAUUGA